This is a messenger RNA of Malassezia vespertilionis, 909 nucleotides long. RefSeq lists its product as uncharacterized. Lineage: Eukaryota; Fungi; Basidiomycota; Malasseziomycetes; Malasseziales; Malasseziaceae. The record is from RefSeq and is a predicted model, not a curated record. The transcript has a single exon. The coding region runs from base 1 to 909 and encodes 302 amino acids. Gene Ontology annotation, cellular component: nucleus.
AUGGCCACCUACGCCGACUUUUUUAAUGCGCGCUACACCGGUGAGCGGAGUGCGGGGCCUGUGCGAGUGACCAUUGCACGAGGCGAUGCAGAUGCUUUGGAGAUCGGCGAGACAUGGACGACUGAGGAGCUGAUGGAUGCGGACGCGGACGAGGAGCGGACCGGCGAAGAGGCAUCUUCCACGCCAUUUCUCCCGUUUGCGCAGACGAAUAGUGUGCUAUGGGUACUGGAUACUAAUGUGCUACUGGGACUGCUCGAUGCAUUGCAGCACGUAUUUCAGCGCGCGCUGGCUGCGGUUCAAUCAGGCGUACUCGAAGCUCCUCCAUUAUAUCUCAUCGUCCCGCUGAUUGUACUAGAAGAGCUCGACAACCUGAAGCAUACAGAGCGCUUGCUGGACCACAAUGACGCGGUGCAGCAGCGGCCUGUGGCUACGGUUGGCGCUGCUGCACGGCGCGCAAGUCGGUGGCUACUUGAAUCUGUCCAACACCAAAAACACACGCGCGGCCUGUAUUCGCCGGCACAAUGGGUCUUGCAUGUACAGACGCAGGCGUUCACACACCACCAAAAUAUAUCCUUGACCAACGACCAGCGGAUCGUGGCAUUGAGCGUUUCAAUGCGGGCGACCCAUUCACAAGUCAUGCUCGUUUCAAACGAUACAAAUGCACGCACGUUUGCCGAGAUCGAGGGUGUUCUGACUAUGGACCUGCAUGCACUGCUAUGUGCACUUAAAAGCCUCAAGGGCAAAAGCGCCGAAGAGCGUCUUUGGUGGGUCUGCGCAUCGCCGGAAUUCCACUAUCUUUUCAGUGAUCCGCAUGCUGUACGUCACCUCACAGAGACAAAUUGGGCAUCUAUGUAUCGCAAGGCUGCAAUGCUUGCGCAGGAGAAUACGGACAUCGAUAUGGACGCGUGA